Alternaria alternata is the source of this 880-nucleotide messenger RNA. RefSeq lists its product as hypothetical. The transcript has 2 exons. NCBI's taxonomy places the organism in Eukaryota, Fungi, Ascomycota, Dothideomycetes, Pleosporales, Pleosporaceae. The record is from RefSeq and is a predicted model, not a curated record. Bases 253 to 795 code for a protein of 180 amino acids.
GAUACGAUUAAUCAACGCUGGCACUGCAUCAUGCAUCGCUCACUGACCUCAUUAACUUUAGCCUCCGUCGAUCGCAUAUCACGAUCGAUUUUAGUCGUUAUUCGCCUCUAUUAACAACAUUUUCCUUCGUCUGAGAUCCUGACUAUAAGCUCAACUCGAUGGGCUCGACAAUCGAUAUCGGCAGCUUGACAGCCACGUACUCGACACUCGUUGUGCUACCUGAUCCUAAUAACCAGAGCCAGAGAUCUCACAAUGGUGUUGCUGUUCCACAGCGACAACAGCUACGUAUGUGGGGAUGACGACAAACACGCAGAGGCAAAAAGAGGCGGUCAACGUAGAGAACAGGAAGCGGAUGCGAUGACCGCCCUCUGGCACGGAAGCGAUCCCAUUCGACUUUACUCCGCGAAAACAUAUCUCGACCAUCCUACAAGCCCUAGCCUACCAGAUCCGAAUUAUAUACCACACAUACCAUACAUGCCAUUAGGCACGCGUCAAACACGACUUGGAGACAACCUGCCAAUACCGGUUGUACUGCCAAACUUGGGUGGUGUGUCGGGUUUGGUGGUCGCUCAAGCCGAAGACGAAAGUGACGAGGAGAGUGACAAAGGCAAGGCAGAAAAUGACAAACCAAAGUCAAUUCAUCGAAAGACGUUGAUAGGUAUCUAUAUCUAUAAGACGACGAUAACAGAUGACUGGAGGCAGGAACUAGCAAGCGCAGGCAAUGAUUUAACGAAGAAGGCUAUCUGGAAGUACCCAUUUGUCGCCCCCCAGAAGAUCAAUUCCCCUCCUGCUUAGCCAUAGUGUCGCGGCUCGCGGAUCAGAUGCGCCAGCUCCACGCACAGGCUUGCCAAGCAGUAGCUGAAAGAACGGCCGAUGCCUA